AUGACGCACACGUCCGUGGCGCCGCAGCCAGUCGACAACCAAGGCGCCAAGGCCUGCGCGCAGAGCCCGGAGGAUGGUAACCAAGUCAUGGGGGCCACGUACGUUGAGCCCUCGCCGAGCGCCGAAAGCUGCUUCCCGCUGGACGUGGUCAGCAUCGUCACGCAGUGGUAUAGCCUCACGCAUGCGGCGCCCGUGUGGAAGAACCUCUGCCUUCUGGCUUGGCCGAGCUUGGCCCAUCCGCUGCCGCAGCUGCCUGGAGCGCCGGAAUACGACGUCAUCCGACUCUACCGCGGAAGCUGGCGACAGUGCUUCCUCGAGCGCCAUGCGAAGAAUCAACACGGGAGCAUUCGAGUGGCCAUCCCCGAUUUCGCCCACUGCGGUGCUGAUCGCAUCGUCACCGACACCUUUAUGAUCAACGACCACCGGUUUUGUCUCUGGAUCUUCCCGCGUGGGAACCCGCACGAGCCCGAGUACGCGAGCCGGUCCAUCUCCGUCUACCUCGUGGUCACGGAGCUCGAGAAGCGACCGCCAUCAUGGCUCACGUGUGCAGUCUUUAGCCUCUGCAUCGAACACGCGACCGACCCGUCCAAACACAUCUUCUGGCACGCGUCGCUGCACGACAACCGGUUCGACACGACGCUCUUCAACUGGGGCGUGCACGCGCUCGGCGACCUGGAGACGCUCAAGAGUCCUUCUGGCGGCUACCUGUCGUCGAGUGGCGUCCUCUGUGUGGCGGCACGCGUGCGGCUCAUGAGCAUGACGCUGCGAUUGUACCGCGAGCCCGACCUUGCUGUGUACCGCGGCCGAGGCCUCUUGCCAAAGGCAGCAUCGACCGUGGUGGAAGUGCCGUUUUGUACCUCAUUGGAGGAGCUCCAUGCGCUGGUGCGGCAGAAGUGGCCCGACCUGCCACUCGGCUGCACCCUCUGGAGCUACAGCCAAAGCGUGCUCACAGGCCAAACAAUGCGCCCACGCAAGUGUCUCCAGCCGUCGCCAGUGUCGCCGUCGCGCCAUAGCCCGCUGUUUGGGCAUCAGCUCAUUGACGGCGUCGACAUUGAUGCAUACUCGAGCUGCCAGCUGCUUGUCGACCCGCAAGGGCUCUCGGGCGACGUGCUCUUUGUCAAGGUAUUCCAUGCAGAGCGGAACGAGCUCGAGUACGUUGGCCGCGUGCUUCUGGCCAACUGCCCGACGCCCGCCGCGUUCCGAGGCCACUUGGCAUCGACGAGCGGCGUGUAUCAUGCGUUUACCGAGGAGAUUGCGCCACUUCUGGUCUCGGAACCGCUCGCUGCCGACCGCCUUUUUUCCGCGUCCGACAUCGUCAUCCUCGUGCCCGAGGUGCGAACGACAAGCAUCGCGCUCUCACGAUUACGGCAGUAUCUACAACGCGACCUCGAUCAAGUGUACGCCGAAGCGCAGGCGAUGGCUAUCAACCCGCUGUACAUGCCGACGCUGCACGACUUGGAGACGCUGGGCGAAGCGCUCGACAUCCCUCGCUUCCGCAUCCAUAGUGCGCAUGUCAAAUGCCUCGAAGACGCCAAGCAGACGCUGCGGUACAUCAUGGAGGGCCGGCACCUUGGCUUCAUCUGUGACGCGUGCGGCGUCACGGACUUUAGCGGACCGCGCUACAACUGCCGCGUGUGCAGCGAUUAUGACCUCUGCGCAGCAUGCGCAGAAGCCUUGCCACCUCGUGGCGCAGGCGACGAAUCUCGGCCGUGA
This is a messenger RNA of Saprolegnia parasitica CBS 223.65, 1713 nucleotides long. RefSeq lists its product as hypothetical. Lineage: Eukaryota; Oomycota; Saprolegniomycetes; Saprolegniales; Saprolegniaceae. The record is from RefSeq and is a predicted model, not a curated record. Gene Ontology annotation, molecular function: zinc ion binding; protein binding. The coding region runs from base 1 to 1713 and encodes 570 amino acids. The transcript has 10 exons.